Messenger RNA from Fomitiporia mediterranea MF3/22, 1269 nucleotides. RefSeq names its product elongation factor 1-gamma. Bases 1 to 1269 code for a protein of 422 amino acids. Lineage: Eukaryota; Fungi; Basidiomycota; Agaricomycetes; Hymenochaetales; Hymenochaetaceae. Gene Ontology annotation, biological process: translational elongation. Gene Ontology annotation, molecular function: translation elongation factor activity. The record is from RefSeq and is a predicted model, not a curated record. The transcript has 5 exons. Gene Ontology annotation, cellular component: cytoplasm; nucleus.
AUGUCUCUUGGAACUCUGUGGACUGUCCCGCAGCAACCGCAAGGCAAAUACAUUCGCGCUGUCGCUGCUAUCGGUGGUCUCCAGAUCGAUCUUCCUGAGGCUUAUACACAUUUUGAAGACAACAAGAAACCUGAGUUCCUCUCUAAAUUCCCUCAUGGAAAAAUUCCAGCUUGGCAGGGCAAGGAUGGCUUUUUGCUGACCGAAUCGUAUGCAAUCGGUCGCUAUCUUGCCGCUUUGGCUCCCAAUUCGGGGCUUCUGGGCUCUUCACUACAGGACGCAGCACUGAUCGAUCAAUGGGCCUACUUUACUGGGACCGAGCUCCAGCCAUAUGUCAUGCUGAUCUUUCUACUCGUUAAGGGGCACGUCACUCCGUAUAGCAAACCCAUGCAUCAAAACGCGAAUGAACGAGCAAUUCGUGCUUUCAAAACACUGAACUCGGUUCUUGCAUCCCGCACCUUCCUUGUCGGCGAGCGUAUCACUCUCGCUGACCUUGUUGUUGCUAGCGGCCUUGUACGGGCUUUCGCUGUAAACUUUGAUGCUGAGCUCCGCAGUCAGCUUCCGCACGUUGUGCGUUACUUUGAGACUGUCGUUAACCAACCGAAGGUAAAAGAAAUUUUUGGAGAAACUGAAUUCGUCGAAAAGGCUUUGCAAUAUACACCUCCGCCUAAAGAAAAGAAGGAACCGAAAGCAGCGGAGAAGAAGGCCGAGAAGAAGGCUGAGAAGAAGCCUAAAGAUGACGAUGAUGACGAAGAGGAUGAGAAACCUAUAGAGGAGCCAAAGCCAAAGAACCCACUUGACCUGCUUCCUAAGUCGAACUUCAAUCUGGAGGACUGGAAGCGUGCCUAUUCUAACCUGGACACUCGCGGACCCGGGGGUUCGCUCGAGUGGUUCUACGAGAAAUUCGACAAGGAGGGAUUCUCUGUCUGGCGUGUCGACUUCAAGUACCCAGAGGAGCUCACCUUGACCUUCAUGUCAUCAAACCAGAUUGGCGGCUUCUUCAACCGUCUGGAGGCGUCGCGUAAAUAUCUCUUCGGUUCCGUGGGUGUGCUUGGCGAGAACAACAACUCACUCAUCUCUGGUGUGCUCAUCCUUCGUGGGUCGGAGGCCAAACCCGUCGUGGAGGUUGCUCCGGAUUGGGAGUCAUACGACUUCAAGAAACUUGAUCUUAACAACCCGGCAGACAAGCAGUUCUUCGAAGCUGCACUCGCGUGGGACCUGGAGAUUGAUGGCAAGAAGUGGGCAGAUGGCAAGAACGUAAGUCUCCAUUGA